UUCUAUCUUUCCCUAUGGAUCUCAUUUCAACACCAUUCAAUAAGGAGCUUUCGUAUAUCUUCCUUUUUUAUCUCGCUCCCCUUCUUCUCAUUCUUGUUUCAGGUAUUUGUUCACUCAAAAGCAACAAACACAAAAACCUGCCGCCAGGGAGCUUCGGAUGGCCUUUCGUGGGAGAAACAAUUCAAUUCCGGAAGCAAGAGAAGUUUGUCCUCGACAGGAUGAAGAAAUACUCUCCAGAUAUUUUCAAAACCAAGAUUCUCGGAGAAGAAGUUGCAGUCAUUUGCGGUCCAAACGGCCACAAAUUUAUCUUCAGUAAUGAACGUAAACUCUUCACUCCAAUCCUUCCCUAUUCCAUGCAAAAGCUGUUCCUCUCUAAAGCUCCAACAGGCAGCUCUAACUUUAAAGAAGAAGUAAGAACAACAACAGGGUUCCUGAAACGUGAAGCCCUGGUGAAGUUCUUGGGCAAAAUGGAUUCCAUAACUCAACAACAAAUGCAAACCCUUUGGGAAGGGAAAGAUGAAGUGAAGGCAUUCCCUCUAGCAAAAUCUCUAACCUUAAGUAUCGCUUGUUGUUUAUUCAUGUGUACCGAAGAUCCUGAGCUCGUUGCCAGAACUAUUACCAGACUUGAUGAUGUAAAAGUAGGGAUGUUUUCUGCUCCUUUAAAUUUUCCAGGAACGAAUUUUCGUAAAGCAUGCAAAGCCGCAGCUGCAGUGCACAAAGAGUUGAGAGGCAUAAUUUCUGAGAAGAAAACGGCAAUGGCUAGAGGAGAACCGACGGUGGAUAUUUUGUCACAUAUGAUUUUAGCUACAGAUGGAUCUGGGGAACGAAUUCCAGAGGUUGAGAUUGCGGACAAACUCAUGGGCUUGCUUGUUGUAGGAUAUGGCACUGUCGCUUCUGUCAUGACUUUGUUCAUGAAACACGUUGGAGAGAGACCUGACAUAUACAAUAAAGUCCUUGCUGAGCAACAAGAAGUCGCGGCCUCGAAGAAGCUUGGGGAGCUCUUGAAUCUGGAUGAUAUACAAAAGAUGAAAUAUUCUUGGAAAGUUUUACGUGAAGUGAUGAGAGUUACACCAGCAAUACAAGGGACGAUAAUUAGAGAGGCUUCUACAGAUUUUACAUAUGCUGGUUACACAGUUCCCAAAGGAUGGAAGGUAUAUUGGAAUGUAAAUUCAACAAACAAGAACCCUAAAUACUUCCCAAAUCCAGAAAUAUUUGACCCAUCAAGACAUGAUGAAACAAAUAAUUUACCUCUUUUCACAUUUGUUCCAUUUGGUGGGGGGCCUCGGAUGUGCCCAGGAAAGGAGUAUGCUCAAUUAGUAACACUCACUUUUGUUCACAAUGUGAUGAAGAGAUUUAAAUGGGAGAUGGUCCUUCCGAAAGAAAGAAUUAUAAGCGAAACAAUGCCAACUCCGGAACAAGGACUUCCAAUUCGUCUUUAUCAUUACUAAGUUUAUAUUAUUAAUAUUCUUACAGUGUUGACAAAAGUUUCCAUUAUGGGAAUGGCUGUAUAUGUUAAUAGUUUAGUAAUAUUAAUAGUCGAUGAUAGCUGUUGGAUUGACACUUGUCGAAAGGCCGAGCAUUAACGUAGUGGUUGAAAACAUGAAAUUAUCCAUCGUCUAAUUAAUGCUUGU
Pistacia vera is the source of this 1631-nucleotide messenger RNA. Its product is annotated as beta-amyrin 28-monooxygenase-like. Gene Ontology annotation, molecular function: oxidoreductase activity, acting on paired donors, with incorporation or reduction of molecular oxygen; monooxygenase activity; heme binding. Lineage: Eukaryota; Viridiplantae; Streptophyta; Magnoliopsida; Sapindales; Anacardiaceae. The transcript has 3 exons. The record is from RefSeq and is a predicted model, not a curated record. Bases 15 to 1448 code for a protein of 477 amino acids. Gene Ontology annotation, biological process: sterol metabolic process.